Molecule: messenger RNA, 3415 nt
Organism: Balaenoptera musculus (blue whale)
Lineage: Eukaryota; Metazoa; Chordata; Mammalia; Artiodactyla; Balaenopteridae
Gene: GPR171
Product: G protein-coupled receptor 171
Exons: 1
Coding region: 950-1909 (319 amino acids)
Biological process (GO): G protein-coupled receptor signaling pathway
Cellular component (GO): membrane
Molecular function (GO): G protein-coupled purinergic nucleotide receptor activity
Source: RefSeq, a predicted model, not a curated record
AAAUAUCAUUUCAAGAUGUGCUCAAUAUAAAAAUUAAUGACAUAUUUUACUAACUGUUGUACUAUUUGCAUAAAAUAGUACAAUUUUACUACUUGCACUAUUCUUUAUAAUAUUUUACACUAAAUCUUUAAAACCCAGUGUGUACUUUGCACGUACAGCACACAUCAAUUUGGACUGGUCACAUUUCAAGGGCCUAAUGGUCACAGGUGGCUGCAGCCUACCAAACUGGAUAGCACAGGUCUGUACCAUCACGAAUCUAGCGCAACAAGGCAAGACCAGAUUCUAAUCCUACAACUUUUUCUGCCAAAAUAAAGAAAAACAAAAUGAAAUUCUCAUUGUGAAAAUGUUCUAGUGGGUUACACAAUAAAAGGCCUACUUUUUAGAUUUUAGCACAAUUUUCUGUCCUUCCUCACCUCCCCUCUCAGCCUAGGUUCCUCUAGCAUGAAGAGCUCUGUCAGUCUGUGAGACCAGAAAGCCAGGAAGCCUCAAUGAGAGCUCUUCAGGUUCAGCCACAACCAAACCUUUUUUGUUUCCUCUAUUUCUCAGAAUUUCAGUUCACUUAUCUCCUCUGCAAACUAACUUCCAACGCAAUUGGUAACAAAAGAGCUAUCAGAAUGCAAAAGUGUGAAGUCAAAACUAUCCUUUCUAGAAGCAACCUACGUGGGAUUUCCCAAAAUCAUAAAAUCAGACCAUGGAAAACCCAGGCUUCCUCAUAAUCUAAGAUGUUCCCAGCAGUCCACACAAUCUAGUAAGUUCACCAAUAAAAUUCUAAGAAGCAGAGAGACUGUGACCGUGGUUUUGUGAAUGCAAUUGUGUUUGAAGAAAAUAAUAUCCAAUUUGAAUUAUUAACCUCUCUUCUCUCCCUUUUGUUUUCUGUUUUAACAGAUUCUUUGGAUUUUUUUUUUUUUUUUUUUUUUUUUGGACGGUGUCAUCUUGAGGGAAAGUAAGGAUGACCAACAGUUCUACCUUCUGCCCAGUUUACAGAGACCUGGAGCCAUUCACAUAUUUUUUUUAUUUAGUUUUCCUUGUUGGAAUUAUUGGAAGUUGUUUUGCAACCUGGGCUUUCAUACAGAAAAACACAAAUCACAGGUGUGUAAGCAUAUACUUAAUUAAUUUGCUUACAGCCGAUUUCCUGCUUACUCUGGCAUUACCAGUGAAAAUCAUUGUCGACUUGGGCGUGGCACCCUGGAAGCUGAGGAUAUUCCACUGCCAAGUAACAGCCUGCCUCAUCUACAUUAAUAUGUACUUAUCAAUUAUCUUCCUAGCAUUCGUUAGCAUUGAUCGCUGUCUUCAGUUGACAUACAGCUGCAAGAUUUAUCGAAUACAAGAACCUGGAUUUGCCAAAAUGAUAUCGGCUGUUGUAUGGUUAAUGGUCCUUCUUAUAAUGGUGCCAAACAUGAUCAUUCCCAUCAAAGACAUCAAGGAAAAGCCCAACGUGGGUUGUGUGGAAUUCAAAAAGGAGUUUGGAAGAAACUGGCAUUUGCUGACAAAUUUCAUAUGCAUAGCAAUAUUCUUAAAUUUCUCAGCCAUCAUCUUAAUAUCUAACUGCCUUGUAAUUCGACAACUCUACAGAAACAAAGAUAAUGAAAAUUAUCCAAAUGUGAAAAGAGCUCUCAUCACUAUACUUUUGGUGACUACAGGCUACAUCAUAUGUUUUGUUCCUUAUCACAUUGUCCGAAUCCCAUACACCCUCAGCCAGACAGAGGUCAUAUCUGACUGCUCCACCAGGAUUUCACUUUUCAAAGCCAAAGAGGCCACACUGCUGCUGGCUGUGUCCAACCUGUGUUUUGAUCCGAUCCUGUACUAUCAUCUCUCAAAAGCUUUCCGCUUAAAGGUCACGGAGACGUUUGCUUCACGUAAGGAGACCAAGGCUCAGAAAGAAAAAUCAAGUUGUGAAAACAAUGCAUAAAAUAUGGGAUUUUCUCAUGCUUUCUAAGUUGUGAAAACAAUGCAUAAAAUAUGGGAUUUUCUCAUGCUAUCUUUUCCUGCCUUACUGGACAAUUGAGUCUACAAAACUGCUGGGAAGGAGGGAAAAAAGAGCCUCCAUAAGUAAAAACACAGGCAGCUAGCCAAUGUGGCUUGGUUCACUGAGAAACCCUGUUUCUAAAUGCAAGCCAAGCAGUACUCUUGCGGUUGCUGAUGCUCCUUAACCCAAACGUUUGUACGAAAAACUAAAAAGUCUUGUUGCACCAACAUAAACCCUGCAAUAUCCUUGAAAUCUAAAUGAGCUCUAUGACACAGACUGAAGUAUUCAUGAGGUAUUCAUUUAAAGGCCUGGAACUGACUUCCUGAUAGAAAUAUGCAAAAUAAUCUCCAUGUAAGUUUCCAGAAAGCCCUUCAGCAACACAAUUUAAAGUCCUUUAGAUCGCUUAAAAAAAAAAAAAAAAAAACCAGCUGAUUUUUUACAUGAAACCACCUGUGCUGUGCCUGAUUUUGUUUUAAUCCAUCACUUCGAAAAUGGUAACCUUUUAGCUCACGACUCCAAUUUUUAAUAGCUAAUUGUUUCCUACCACAAUAGCUUAAAAUUCUUUUAAGCUUUUUUUUAAGCUUAAUUUAAAAAGGCUCGGAAAUACAUGGAUAGUUUUUAAUGUACUAUAUAUCCUUAUAUACUAGCUGCAGGCUAUAAAUAAAGAUUUUCUACUGUUAGUAAUGACAAAUCCAGUGAUUUCUUAGUAUUAUUUUGUAGCAAUAUGAAAUAGACCCCAUAACAUUUUCAAGGGGGGUUGUUAAAUUAUAGUAACUGCUAAAACUACUGUUUUGGAACUCACAUCAAAGGUAUGGAAAAAUAGCACCAGUCACAUGGUCUUAAAAUAGACAGGCCGACACCACAUAGCAAGGCCUUGUCAGAAAUGCAGCACAUGCUGGGCUGAUGGGUGCCAGCCAGAUCCUGAAGAUGAGUCUGACCCCAUGUAGGGCCGGCAGUUUAAAGAAUGGGUGACGCUACUCUCAGGGUCACAACCCAUUGAUCAAAUUCUCUCAAAUGCCAGUAAUGCAGAAAGGAUUCAAUAGACGGUAUUAAAUAAAAUACUUAUUUAGGGAAAAGAAGGCUGAAAAGUUUAGACAAGAAUGCCUAAGGCUUUGUAUCUUUUUUUUGUUUCAGUUAUAAAAGCCCACAUUAAAACAAUUGGUAAUGCAUUUGCAUUAGCUGCAAGGAUUAAGAAAUGGUAUUCCUCAAACAAAAACAAACACGUAGACACAGAGAACGGGGUGAUGGUUACCAGAGGGGAAGGAUUGGGAAGGAGGAUGAAAUGGGUAAAGGGGAUCAACUGUAUGGCGACAGAGGGAAACUAAAUUUUGGGGGGUGAGCACUCUGUAAGGCAGGGGUCCCCACCCCCCCCCAGGCUGAAGACUGUUACUGGUCCGCAGCCUGUCAGGAACCGGGCCGCACAGCAGGAGACGAGGGGCGGGGCGAGCG